ACCUGGUUUAGGAUAUAUCGCCAGAAAACCCCCUCGGACAAACUUUUCCUUUCAGAGGGGAUAAGAGCCGAUUCAAGAGGGAAGCUUGAUUGGAUUUUUUUGGCGGCUGGAAAAGGAUUUACCGCAUCGUUUUAAAUCAGGGGGCUCUUGAGUGAUUGGACUGCCAAGGCAAACACAGCUUCAAGAUGGUGCGUCAGUGCAAGGCCUUCGUCCUCUUCCUGGUCCGGAUCGGGCUGCUGCUGGGUCUCGCUAACCCCCUGGUGACCUCUGCCUCGUGCCCCUCGUCCUGCCGCUGCGACGGGACCUUCAUCUACUGCAACGACCGCGGCCUGACUUCCAUCCCCACCGGUCUACCCCUGGACGCCACGGUGCUCUUCCUGCAGAACAAUCACAUCAAGAGCUCGGGCAUUCCCGCCGAGCUGCGCAGGCUGGUGAACGUGGAGAAGAUCUACCUGUACUGCAACAAUCUGGACGAGUUCCCCACCAACCUUCCACUCGGGCUCAAAGAGCUUCACCUGCAGGAGAACAACGUCCGGAUGAUCACCCACUCGUCUUUGGCUCAGAUUCCUUACAUCGAGGAGCUGCACCUGGAUGAUAACUCUGUGUCGGCCGUCAGCAUCGAGGAGGGCGCCUUCAGGGACAGCACCCACCUCAGACUGCUUUUCCUCUCCAGAAACCACCUGAGCACCAUCCCCUCGGGCCUCCCCAUGAGCAUCGAGGAGCUGCGCUUCGACGACAACCGCAUCUCCUCCAUCUCGGAGCAGUCGCUGCAGGACCUCAUCAACCUGAAGCGGCUCAUCCUGGACGGCAACCUGCUCAACAACCGCGGGAUCGGCGAGAUGGCGUUCAUCAACCUGAUCAACCUGACCGAGCUCUCGCUGAUGAGAAACUCCCUGACGUCGCCGCCGGCCAACUUGCCCGGCACCAGCCUGGAGAAGCUCCAGCUGCAGGAUAAUCACAUCAAUCGGGUCCCGCCGGGGGCGUUCGCCUUCCUCAGGCAGCUGUAUCGCCUGGACCUGUCGGGCAACAACCUGAGCAGCCUCCCUCAGGGCGUGUUUGAAGACCUGGACAAUCUCACACAGCUCCUGCUGAGGAACAACCCCUGGCAGUGCACGUGCCGGAUGAAGUGGGUGCGCGACUGGCUGCGGUCGCUGCCCGCCAAAGUGAACGUGCGGGGCUUCAUGUGCCAGGGUCCCGACAAGGUCAAAGGCAUGGCGAUUAAAGACCUCACCACGGACAUGUUCGACUGCUCGGAUUCAGAGCUCUUCCCCUCGUAUGAGACGAGCACGGUCUCCAACACAGUGCGCCCCACGCAGCCCCAGUGGCCCUCGUUUGUGACCAGACGGCCCGUGGUUAAAGCGCCCGACUUCGGUAGGAACUACCACAGCACCACCACGUCGUCGGGCAGAAAGAUCAUCACCAUCAGCGUGAAGUCGACCAGCGCGGAGGCGAUACACAUAUCAUGGCGGGUGUCGCAGCCGAUGACCGCCCUGCGGCUCAGCUGGCUGAAGCUGGGUCACAGCUCGGCCUUCGGCUCCAUCACCGAGACCAUCGUGCAGGGCGAGAGGACGGAGUACCUGCUCACCGCGCUGGAGCCGGAAUCUGCCUACAGGAUAUGCAUGGUUCCCAUGGAUACCAGCAACAUUUACCUGUCAGACGAGACCCCCGUUUGCAUCGAGACAGAGACCGGCUCUCACAAGUCGUACAACCCGACCACGACUUUGAACAGAGAGCAGGAGAAAGAGCCUUACAAAAAUUCCAGUCUGCCUUUGGCUGCCAUCAUCGGAGGGGCGGUGGCUCUUUUGGCAAUAAUCAUGUUGGCGCUGGUGUGCUGGUACGUCCACAGGAACGGUUCGCUUUUUUCCAGGAACUGCACCUACAACAAGGGCCGCCGGAGAAAGGACGACUACGCCGAGGCCGGCACCAAGAAGGACACCUCCAUCCUGGAGAUACGAGAGACUUCUUUUCAAAUGAUUCCUAUAAGUCACCUGCCCGUGUCCAAGGAGGAGUUUGUCAUACACACAAUUUUCCCACCGAAUGGCCUGAGUUUAUACAAGAGCCCGCCGCACACCGAGAACAACGUCAACAACAGGAGCUACAGAGACAGUGGAAUACCAGAUUCAGAUCACUCCCACUCAUGAUAUCGCGCAUGGCCAUUCAUAAAAAGUGUGCAACUUGAAGCGAGUGGCGAGACUUUUCCAAAACACUGGAUCUAUAAGACUAAGGAAGCAAUGUUCUGUACAUUUGCCAUAUAAUUUAUAUUUAAGGACAACGUGGUGGAGACGGAGAACGUUCCAGUUGCAGGACUUCACUGAAAACCAUCAGUGUGGUGUUGUGACUUCACUGCAAUUCUAUAUUUUAGGGGAUUUGUAGUAAUUUGUACUGUAUUUCCUUUUUUGGCUUAAGGUUAUCGACCAACUUAAAAAGAAAACUCUGUGUUACACUGAGAUAUGAAGACUUGUCAACUGUGAAAAGUGGGUUUUCAUUGCUGUGUUGAACAAUCAGACCUUUAGAAAAACCUUGUAGUAUAAAGCACAGGUCAUUCUUUUAACUUUGUGGCUGUCUGAAAAACAAAAAAGGCAAAAAAAUGACAAGAAGUAAAAACGUAAGGCACAGCUGAUCAACUAAUUUGCAAAGCAGGCAUGUUGCCCUCGAAAAAAAAAAAAGUGGCGAGCAGUCGGUAGCUGUCUCCACAUACUUCGGACCAAGAGUACCUACCUACCGCUCUAGUAUUCACCAGGUAUUGAUUAUGAAGAACUAAAGAUGAGGUGCCAUGCUUUAUUUCUCUGCUUUGUUCAGUGUGUGGUUUUUUCUUUUCUUUUUCCUGUUUGCAAAAAGAAGAAACAUGGCGGCGGCGGCGGCGCGGCCCGAGCAGGGCUCCAGUGUUUCAGAUAGGAUUGUAGGUUCCACAGCAGCACAGGGCAGAUAAAGCACACCGACCUUAAGGAGCUCCUCAGAACAAGUAGACUGGACAGGCUGACACAGAGGACCCCCCACUCUCUCUCUCUUAUUUGUACGAGCCAACAAAAGGCCAAACCACAAUGGCGGCAUUCUUUAGUACCAUGUACCAUACGUCAUUGUAGUCACCAGGCCAAAACAUGCCGGCUCUCCUUAGACUUACCACAGUGGCAGCGACUCCUUGUUACAAAGUAUUAUUUUGUAUUAUUUUCCAAGUGAACACACUUUUCUGUUCUCACAAUUUGAAGUUAACUGUUCUUAACAAUUGAAAACCAAAGUGCAUUGUAUGCCCUUUGGCCAGUCUUGUAUGUGCCUUGAUCCAAUGCUUAUUGUAUUUAGCUUUUUAAGAAACCAGUGACUUUUUUUCAUACACACUUGAAUAUGAAAAUAUUGGUCAUAUUACUGAAAUAAAAGUGGACAAAA
Messenger RNA from Labrus mixtus (cuckoo wrasse), 3381 nucleotides. It is a transcript of the gene flrt3, whose product is annotated as fibronectin leucine rich transmembrane 3. Bases 186 to 2141 code for a protein of 651 amino acids. The transcript is spliced from 2 exons. Gene Ontology annotation, molecular function: protein binding. The record is from RefSeq and is a predicted model, not a curated record. NCBI's taxonomy places the organism in Eukaryota, Metazoa, Chordata, Actinopteri, Labriformes, Labridae.